AUGGUCAGUUCUGUAGUAUUAACUACCGGAUCCAACAGUGGUAUCGGUGCCGGUAUAGCCAAACUGUUUGCCCAAUUGGGCGCAAAUGUGGUGAUUACGGGUAGGAAUGCCACUGAAAUACAGAGUGUGGCCAAUGAGUGCCAACAGUUGUCACCAAAAAAGUUAAAGCCAUUACAAGUGGUGGCCGACGUAUCAAAAGAUAGUCAAUUGAAUGGACUAUUGAAUAAAACUAUUGAAACUUACGGCAAGUUAGACGUAUUGGUCAACAACGCCGGUAUCGCACCGUUUGUGGCCAUCAAUGACUCAAAAUUUAUGUCAACUUAUGAUACGGUAAUGGCUGUCAAUUUGCGGCCGUAUGUUCAGCUCAGUUAUCUGGCUGUACCCUAUUUAAACAAAACAAAUGGUACUAUUAUCAGUAUGUCAGGCAUCACAUCACUGGCGCCGAUACGCAAAACUCUAGCACUUGACGUAUCCAAAGCCGGUGUCGAUAUGAUGACCCGUGUGUUGGCACUAGAGUUGGGACCCAAUAUACGGGUCAAUACUAUUAGCCCAGGUAGUAUAGACAAUGGCGAUCCGAAUUCUGAAAAAAUUAGAAAAUAUUUGGCAGCAAACACACCAUUGAAACGGUCGGGUCAACCACAAGACAUAGCACAGGGAGUAGUAUUUUUGGCCAGUGACCAGUCAACGUUUAUUACCGGUACCGAUCUGGUCAUUGAUGGCGGACUGGUCUACAAUAUUGGCGGUAUUGAAUAGAUUUGUUUACAAAAAAAUAUACACUACUAUUGAGAUUU
This is a messenger RNA of Oppia nitens, 791 nucleotides long. RefSeq names its product 3-oxoacyl-[acyl-carrier-protein] reductase FabG-like. The record is from RefSeq and is a predicted model, not a curated record. Lineage: Eukaryota; Metazoa; Arthropoda; Arachnida; Sarcoptiformes; Oppiidae. The transcript has 5 exons. The coding region runs from base 1 to 753 and encodes 250 amino acids.